CAGCAUGGAUUUAAAUACUGUGAACGCCAUGAGUUACGGGCAUUUUAUGGACAUUUUUGGCAAUAUUAUAGAGAAAUGCCCCCUGAUCACAGGAGCCGUGUGGUCCAAACAUCCAUUUUCAAGCUUUCCUGAGCUAGAGAAUUGUGUUUAUGAAUUUAUUGAUUCUCUUCCACCAUCUGGGAAGGAGGGUAUUCUGAGAUGCCACCCCGAUUUGGCUGGAAGGGAGCUGAUGAGUGGAACACUGACUUCGGAAUCACAACAUGAGCAGAGGCAAGCUGGUCUCACGUCCCUCAGCCAAGCAGACAGAGAAAGGCUGACUCUUCUGAACUACCAGUACAAGGAAAAGUUUGGCUUCCCCUUUGUCAUAUGUGCAAAAAUGUCAGACAGAAAUAAAAUAAUGGAGGAAUUAAGCUCUCGGCUCCAAAAUGAAAAGGAUGAGGAACUUCAGACAGGCAUAGCAGAAGUUAAAAAGAUUUGCCAUCUCAGAUUGCAAGAUAUAUUUGUCAAGGCCGUACCUACAAAAUUGUAAUUCCUGAAAAUUAUACAUUCAUAAUUACUGUCUCAUUUUAUUAAACUGUCUGUUAAAACCA
Spea bombifrons (plains spadefoot toad) is the source of this 590-nucleotide messenger RNA. It is a transcript of the gene URAD, whose product is annotated as ureidoimidazoline (2-oxo-4-hydroxy-4-carboxy-5-) decarboxylase. Gene Ontology annotation, biological process: allantoin metabolic process. The record is from RefSeq and is a predicted model, not a curated record. The coding region runs from base 5 to 529 and encodes 174 amino acids. The transcript has 2 exons. NCBI's taxonomy places the organism in Eukaryota, Metazoa, Chordata, Amphibia, Anura, Pelobatidae. Gene Ontology annotation, molecular function: carboxy-lyase activity.